Messenger RNA from Aspergillus fischeri NRRL 181, 804 nucleotides. Its product is annotated as sterol desaturase family protein. The transcript is spliced from 2 exons. Gene Ontology annotation, biological process: ergosterol biosynthetic process. The coding region runs from base 1 to 804 and encodes 267 amino acids. The record is from RefSeq and is a predicted model, not a curated record. NCBI's taxonomy places the organism in Eukaryota, Fungi, Ascomycota, Eurotiomycetes, Eurotiales, Aspergillaceae. Gene Ontology annotation, molecular function: C-4 methylsterol oxidase activity; iron ion binding.
AUGGAUGUGAACCCACCUAUCUGGCUCCCCCUAUCAAUCUACGCUUGGUUUGUUCAAGAGGAUCCCCAUUUGAAGGUCCGCGAUAUCGACCGCAAGCCAUACAUACAGAUGCUCCCGCGCGUGUUGUUCAAUCAGUGUUUCAUUCUGCUUCCGAGCAUGAUGCUCGUACAAGCAAUGGGCUACUGUUUUGUUGGACCAACGCACCUGCACCCCCUACACUUCCUCCUGUCACUUCCGGCCAUGGCCGUCGGUCAUGACGUGGUGCAAUACCUUACUCAUCGAUAUCUGCUCCAUAAUCCGAACCUGCGACUUAUGCGCCUGCUGCAGCACUCGCUGCAUCAUUCGACUGGAGCCAGUCGUGGAAUCAGCGCAUGUUACAUGUCCGCCCCGGACUUCUUCCUCGAGAUUGUUCUGCCGUAUCUCGUCCCUCUUGCGCUGGUGGGAGGCGGCGGCGCAGAUCUCCUCUUCCAUUCGCUUGUUGCCGGGUCUGGGGCUCUAGGUGGUGUUUAUGAGCACUCGGGGUACGAUUUUUCUGCAAUGUUCUCACCAGAGAACUUCAUGGGAGGGAAAGGACAGUUACCGAGCUGGACUCCAAAGGUUGCCGUCUUGAUCCGGGACUUUGUCGAUAAUCGCGCUCAUGGAGAGCAUCAUUCUCGUGCGAAUGUUUCAUUCUCCGAUGGAUUUGGCAGCCCGGGGAUCUGCGAUACCUAUUUUGGCACGCGGUGGGAUCUGGUGGCUGCGCGUCGGGCAGCAGCAGAGAAGGAGUGGCAGGCUCAACGGAGGAGCCAUAUGAACGCGAAAUGA